AUGAUCAGGUGGAUGUGUAUAGUGCUGCCGCGGUCCGGUCCAGAACCACGGUUCGAACCGGACUUUUGGUCCGGUUCUCUGUGGUUCGGUCCAUGGUCCUCAUGCCAGCCCGAACCGGACCGGAAAACGGUUCUCGGUUCUAGGUCCUCCCGAACGGUUCCAUUUUGGUUCGGCCUUCCCGAACCAUUCCGAACCCUUAUCGACUUCGACUUCGACAUCAUCUGCUUCGACGUCAAACUGUGGUCUUCGGGAUUUGCACUCUCGGUUGAUCAUGCUGCCUUUGGGCUUUUUGAAGUGCACUUCAUUCCACUUCGAGAACUUGUUUUGAGAACCGGUUUUGGUACAGCCCAGGGGCACAUUCCAUCCGCUGGCCGCGUCGAUAUUUCAAACGGGAACUAUGCAGAGAACCUAGUCCUGGAGGGUGUUGCUGGCAUAGGCGAGUCAGACAAACUGAAACUCGUAGACGUCAAGGAUACCUCCAAGUAUACCACCCUCUGCUUGGCUGCGGCGCAUGUGCUCGUUCGUCUCGAUGAUGGCACGAUCGUCGGCGAAUGGUAUGAUGUGACAUACAAGUGGUAUACCAGGUGUGGAAGCCGUGUUUUGGCUCUAGGAACGAAAGAAAGCAUGUCGAUCGACAAGAUCAAUAAAUUACCUCGCGAGGAUGUUGAGAGUUGCCUUGUGUUUGCUGGAUUCUUAGUCUUCUACUGA
Messenger RNA from Suillus paluster, 708 nucleotides. RefSeq lists its product as uncharacterized. Gene Ontology annotation, cellular component: endoplasmic reticulum membrane. Gene Ontology annotation, molecular function: P-type ion transporter activity. The record is from RefSeq and is a predicted model, not a curated record. Bases 1 to 708 code for a protein of 235 amino acids. NCBI's taxonomy places the organism in Eukaryota, Fungi, Basidiomycota, Agaricomycetes, Boletales, Suillaceae. Gene Ontology annotation, biological process: intracellular calcium ion homeostasis. The transcript has 5 exons.